Molecule: messenger RNA, 1815 nt
Organism: Brienomyrus brachyistius
Lineage: Eukaryota; Metazoa; Chordata; Actinopteri; Osteoglossiformes; Mormyridae
Gene: pglyrp2
Product: peptidoglycan recognition protein 2
Exons: 4
Coding region: 117-1544 (475 amino acids)
Biological process (GO): detection of bacterium; defense response to Gram-positive bacterium; peptidoglycan catabolic process
Molecular function (GO): peptidoglycan binding; peptidoglycan immune receptor activity; N-acetylmuramoyl-L-alanine amidase activity
Source: RefSeq, a predicted model, not a curated record
GCCCCGCACCCCCAACACAAAGUUCAACUUGUGAAAGAUACACAACAAGGGAUUAUAUUUUUGCGGGGUCACCCUAUGCGGGAGAUUUGUGUUCACACAGCGCGCCGACGUCCACGAUGGGAUCCAGGGCUCCACACCUCUUGGCGCUGGCAGCUCUGUGCUCGAGUGUCCAUGGCAACGAUCUGCCCUUAAGUAUGGAGAGUUUCAUCAGAGUCGUGCAGAGGAUUGAAGGCAGGGACCCCGGUCCCUCACCGUUGACCGUGGUACGGAGCUUGCGGGGGGUGGCCUAUCAAGGUGACACCUUUGUGGAGUACUUUCUUGGAGAUUCCGACUCAUUCCCGAGUGGCAAGGACGAGGCCCCCAUGUGGGAUCCUACACUCUCUGAAUUCAUCCACCUCACGGUUCGCCAUAGGGUAACGGGCCAGGCCAGGGAGGAGGGAGUGGUUCUCGGCAGUGAUGGAACCACAGUGGCCCUCGGCUCCCUGCUCCUGGGCAUCGAAGCUGGGCUUGUGGCUGGGGCCGGAGAGUCGGUCUCAGGGCUCUACUCUCUCACCAUAGCCAGGAAUCUAGGUCUAUCCUUCCUGCGCUCCCAAGACUCCCAAAUCCUGGGCCCGGAUGGCUGUUGGGACAACGUGACCUUUCCCACAGUGUUCACCCUCUCUGGACCCCCUUCUCUGGCCACUGACGCCCUCAUCAAUGGGGGAAUGGACGGAGUGUUAUUGGGCAAGUAUCUGUCCACUCAUGCUCUGCAUGAUCUAAAGCUGAGCACGGUGUUGAGGGACUACUACGGGCCGCACCCCGGGGGGGCCCCGGAGGGUCCACGCCUCGUUAGUUUCCAGCGCAGGGGCAACUUCAGGCAGCUGGUCAACGGCUUGGUUCUGCAGGAGCUGAUUCUGGGAUCCCUGGCCACUCUCCAGAGGCUCGGCAAAGCCGAGAACACAGCGGGGGCAGCAGCGCUAGAGGAUGUGGUCAAAGGGGGGGUGCAGGAGUUUGUCCACAGGUACCUAGAGUGUCCGGCCAUCAUCCCCCGGUGUCAGUGGGGGGCCCGGCCUUACCGCGGCUCCCCCACACAACUGAAGCUCCCCCUGGCAUUCAUGUACAUCCACCACACCUCCACGCCCAGGCAGCCGUGCCUCUCCUUCCCACAGUGCACCGCCGACAUGAGGGCCAUGCAGCGCUUCCACCAGGACGUCCGCCACUGGGAUGAUAUCGGCUACAGUUUCGUGGCAGGCUCAGACGGCUAUAUCUACGAGGGCCGAGGCUGGCGGUGGCGGGGGGCACACACCAGGGGCAACAACUCGCGGGGCUACGGCAUCGCCUUCAUCGGCAACUACACUGGCACGCUGCCGGCCCGGCGCUCCCUGGAGCUGAUACGGGAGUCCCUGGCGAGCUGCGGCGUGACGGGCGGCCAGCUGACCCGGAACUUCACCUGGCACGGCCACCGGCAGCUCGUCAACACGACCUGCCCCGGCGGCGCCCUGUACCUGGAAAUCAAGAGCUGGAAGCAGUUCAGAUCACGGGACCAAGCAGCCCGUCACCAUUAAUCCCACUAGUUAACCACAGCGAAUUAGCUUAUGCUUAUCACACUGGAUCUAUCCGAAUGGCCUCCCGCAAAUCACCCCAAAGUCAGAUACAAAGAAUCCGUCCAAAUUCCCUACGAUAAUAGCUGUUUGAAAUAUAAACAUACAGCACUUAGGCAAUUAUAGAAAGUUAUUUACCUGCGCAGUAAGUGUACAUGCAAUUUAACAGAACAUUUGCAAAUUUACAGUAACGUAAUAAAAACGGAAUAAUCAAAAAAAGACAAUAAGAACAGAA